Molecule: messenger RNA, 2527 nt
Organism: Cynoglossus semilaevis (tongue sole)
Lineage: Eukaryota; Metazoa; Chordata; Actinopteri; Pleuronectiformes; Cynoglossidae
Gene: mlphb
Product: melanophilin b
Exons: 16
Coding region: 293-1978 (561 amino acids)
Biological process (GO): intracellular protein transport
Cellular component (GO): cortical actin cytoskeleton
Molecular function (GO): small GTPase binding; actin binding; myosin binding
Source: RefSeq, a predicted model, not a curated record
GCAAGCGCAUGGCUGCGUUGGUGAUUCCUUGUACCUGACCGAGUGACCCGCCUACGAAGAAGAUGGCCACCUUUCUCAUUAGAAAACCGCUGCGCACUCUCUUGAAGGUGUUCUGGGCCACAAAGCUCAUUGCUGUAGGUCCAGGUCCACCUUUGCUGCCAGGGUCACCAGCUGCGCCCUGUAACGAAAUACAGCAAAUGAUCAACAGCAUUCAGCAGAUCUGCCCCGCACAGAGGCUGCUGCCCCGCACGGAGGAGCCACGGAGUGAGCACCGAGCAGAACCGGCAGAACCAUGCCGGGAUCUUCCAGGGUGAAGAAUCUGGACCUGUCCAGACUCUCUGACGAGGAGGCCAAGCAUGUGUGGAGAGUCGUCCAGCGGGACUUUGACCUGCGGAAGAAGGAGGAGGUCAGACUUGGAGACUUGAAGACCAGGGUGAAACGAGAGGACAUCAAGAGGGAGUUGUUGGGCCAGUGGUCCGGUCGGACGGCGGCCUACUGCAUCCACUGUCUGCAGCCGUUCAAGUUCCUGCUCAAGAGCAAACGUCGCUGUGUGGACUGUGAGCUGUUCAUCUGCAAAGCCUGCAGUCGCUACAACAAAACGGAUCGAGGUUACGUGUGCGAUUCCUGUCACAUGGUCAGGGUUCUCAAGACCGGUACACUGGAGUGGUACUACGAAAACCUCCGCACCCGCUUCAGGAACUUUGGCAGUGUCAAAGUGAUGCAGUCUCUGUUCAAGAGGCUGAGGACGGACCGGGGGGAGAGCACGGCAGGAGGAUACGAGGAGCAGGAGGAGCAGGAGGAGCAGGAGGAGCAGGAGGAGCGGAGCCUGAGUGCAUCAGAGUCCCAGCUCUACAGAGAGAAGGUCAAACGGCGUCUGACUGUGGACCCCGUGGACUUUGAAGUCUGCUGGGACAACACUCCAAAGUCCAGAGGACCUUCAUACCAGCAGCCGGAGUCACAUGACUCCGUGGUGACCGUCAGCGCAGCUCGGAGGAAGUCCCUGCUGGCCCAGGCCGACCUGGCCACCGUGUUCCAGCAGAUUUCACAGGAAAAACACACAGACCACCCAGUCGUCCCUUCCUCUUCGGUGUCCCAGCUCAGCUACUCCUCCUGCGGCAGUGGGAGUUCAGGGCCUCAGCGGGGGGGCAUCGGUGUUUAUCUGCCCGGCUGUGAUGACCCAGAGGGGGAGCAGCAGGAGGAGGAAGAGGAGGAGGAGGAGGACAGCGACCAGCCCUGCUUUCUGUUCCACUCUCACCUGCGCCCCUCCAGCAGCACUUCUCAGGCCACUGACCUGGAGAGACGUAUCUCCACCUUGGAGACGUUCUUAACUCGCCUGGAACUGAGAGUCAUCUCGGCAUGUGAUCAGGGCUCCACGUCUCCAAACAGCUCCUCUCCUCUCCCUCAGUGGGAGGAGGUGGACUUCGAGGAGCAGCAGCUGAAGCAGAAGCUCCAGGAGAUGACCAACAACAUCAGUGACCACAGCAUCAGCUCCGAUGACGAUGAGGACGAGGACGAGGCCCAGCGGCCGCAUUCCUCCUGGAGGAGCCUGGAGGUGGAGCCCAAACUUUCCAGGAACUCAUCCAGACCUACAUCAAGGACCAGCAUCAAGGAGCUCAGACCAGUGGAGGAGCAGCCUCAGCUGAGUGACCUUCAGAAGAUGAACCACAUGACUGACAUCCCGGACAGAAAGUCCCAGACUGGUCCAGAGGAAGAGUCCCAGCCAGGGUUCCGAGGCUCCACAGCUCUACUGGUGGAGCUGGGGGACUGGGUGGCCCAGGCAGCUGCUCAUGUUCAGAACACCCAGAGUGAGGUGUCCGACAUCCAGAGGAGGAUCGCGGCCCUGAAUGGCCCUGGGGAGUCAGUGGAGAGGAGGAGAAAGUCGGCCAUCCCGUUCCAACGACGACGACGACUCUCCAACACUACCACAAAACCCAAUUUGGACCCAGACUUCCUGAGGAGGAGAAUGAGUCUUUUCUGAAACCUGUGGAGAAACUCAAACAUUUUUAAGUGUGUACGUUUGAGUUUUUAAAACGUUUAGUGUAACAUUCCUCUGGUACUUUUCUAAAUACCUUCCAAAUACAGAUAAUAAGAGUACCAGCCACUUUUAAAUAUCACCACUUCUCCGUGCGUUAGUGUUCUGUAGGAACAUGUUCUAACGAGUGUUGUAGUUCGAGAACCAGUGUUUCAACACAGGCUGCUGAUUUCCCUUCUGCUGUUGUAGCCACUCUGGCACAAGAGGGCGCCAUUGCAUUUUCAAACGUCUCUGUGUGAACACCGGGACUCAAGUACGCCUCUUUUUUUUUUUUUGGUUAAUUUUGUUAUAAAUCCACGUGGUACUGAGUUACCCAUGUAGUACAAAGUUAGCCGUGCCUUGAUCUCUGAGGAACCAUUUUGUAAUUUUCCCUUUUUGAUGAUCUAACAUUUGUCUUUUUGUAACGUUCUAUAUUCUCCGUUUGUUGUUUUAAUAUGCACUUGCUGUAUGAAUGAAAAGCGAUAUUGCCGAUACAGUCUGACAGAUGACAAAAAU